Messenger RNA from Prunus mume (Japanese apricot), 706 nucleotides. Lineage: Eukaryota; Viridiplantae; Streptophyta; Magnoliopsida; Rosales; Rosaceae. The record is from RefSeq and is a predicted model, not a curated record.
AUAUAUAAGAUGUACGGAUUACAACAUGGCUCAAGCAUUCAGAAAUUAAUGCAAGUUCCAGUGGUUCAGUAGUACAUUACAAAGUCAUAAUGACAUAGUCGUUAGAUUAUCUGAAAAGUACACAGCCAUCGCAAAAACAAGGUUACACAUGCUGGAGAUUAGUACAUCCUAUGGUAUCAAGAAAGAUGGAAGCUUUGCAUCGAGCCAACUGACCACAAGCCAAAGAAAACAACCUGCGAAAUAAAAGGAGGCAGCACGCUGGAAGAUGCAAGGCAGCGCCGGCAGCUAUGUCGCAUGUUCUGAGAAGAGGAUGAGUAGGAGGCAGCACUGCCGGAAGGUGCAGGGCAGUGCCGGUAGCUAUGUUGGAUGUUCCGAGAAGAGGAGAAGUAGAAGGCAGCACGUUGGAAGAUGCAAGGCAGCGCCGGCAGCUAUGUCGCAUGUUCUGAGAAGAGGAUGGGUAGGAGACAGCACUGCUGGAAGGUGCAGGGCAAUGCCGACAGCUAUGUUGGAUGUUCCGAGAAGAGGAGAAGUAGAAGGCAGCACGCUGGAAGAUGCAAGGCAGCACCGGCAGCUAUGUUGGAUGUUCCGAGAAAAGGAUGAGUAUGAGGCAGCACUGCUAGAAGGAGCAGGGCAUUGUCUACCCCUGUAUCAGAUGUCCCAAGAACAUGGGGGCUAUGGGAAUCAUGCUGCCAUGCGCUAUUGCUAA